CUCUCUCGCUUCUUUGUCUUCUCUUCCCCACUCUUCUUUCUCUUGGCUUCCUCUGUACUUUCUUUCUCUCGAUUCUUGUGAUAUCAUGAAGAGGAGUGAACCACACACCAUUGGAGAGAAUUAAGUACUACAAAAACCAUCCUUCCUUCCUCUUCCAACUCUAUUCUGUACUGGGGACUAAUGCUGGAUUCUUUCUAGAUUCUAAAACAGAAUAAAGUCAAUCGGUUUCACCAACUGAAGCAGCUGGAUUGUAUUGUGUUUUGUGGGUUUCUCUUGUCUGUGUGUACAUGAUCAUGAGGUAUCAGAGGGUCAUCCCAGAUAGUCUACCAUUGAGCAAUGGAAGAAGAACACACUCAACUUCAACUCCGAGCUGGAAAACUAGCAAGGAAGACGAGGACAGAGCGGAAAGCAAUGGCCAUAUCACAACAAAAACAAGCUCCAACUUUGAAGGCAAGGGCCUAACAAGAUUUAGAUCUCCAUCUAAGGCCUCUCAAGACCACCAUAUUGGCAAUGGAAAUGGUAGUGCAAUUGGCGGUGAUGAAGCUGAAGUUCCUAAUUCUCCACCAACUGCUAGUAACAGCAGGAAUCAUCAAAAUCUUGACAGCAAUGGAGUGGUUGGGGGUGGUGGGAAUGAUAAUAAUACUUUUCUGCAGUGGGGGCAUAGAAAGAGGUCUAGGUGCUCUAGAGGCAUGGCAUUGACAGAUGACACAUCUUCAUCAACAUCAACUAUUCAGUCCACCAAGCUCCAAAGGAGAUUGGUGCCUCCUCACUCAUCAUCUUCCCCAAAUUCAAACGCAAAUACUAUGCCUCCACCUUCACUCCCUUCUUCCAAUGGGAUUUCCAGAGGAUCAAACCACAAAACUUCAUCCAAAAACACAAGCCCUUCUCCUGUCAGGCGGAAUAUGGAAGAGCGAUCGGGACUUGUUGGCAGCAAGUCUCCGCCAACCGGUAGUGGUGGUGGCGGUGGCAGCAGGGCUGUUGCAUCUAGAUCUAGAGGAGGGAAAAGGUCUCCUUCGCUUGAUAAAAAGACCCCUUGUCUGUCUUCUGCUUCGGCCAGGGAUGAGAAGAUGAAUGCCUGCUCCGUAGCAGCAGCACAGCAAGAGGAACAAAAUCAAGAAGCAGCUGCUGCUGCUGCUGCUGUUGCUGUCGGAGACGUAAAUCGUAUUGUCUCUCCUCCACGUCAAGCUGGUGGUUGCAGCAUCAAUGAUGAUAACAACCAUGACAAUACCAAUGCUCUUCGGACGGCGAAAAUCACGGCGGCAGCAGGAGGAGGAGGAGAAAGGUUGAAUAAUGGCGGUGGCAGUGAGGUGAAUGAGUGGCCUAGGAUUUACAUUCCACUUUCAAGAAAGGAAAAAGAGGAGGAUUUUCUAGCAAUGAAAGGGACCAAGCUUCCUCAGAGACCCAAAAAAAGGCCCAAAACUAUUGAUAGAAUACUCCAGUAUUGUUUUCCUGGGAUGUGGCUUUCUGACCUGACCAGAGGUCGAUAUGAAGUUAGGGAGAAAAAGUGCCCCAGAAAGCAGAAGCGAAGGGGACUGAAAGGAAUGGAGAGCCUGGAAAGCGAUUCCGAAUGAAAAAUUUCUUUAAACAUCAAUGGAGAUGAUGAAUGCCAAGUCAAGAGUCUCCAACCUCAUCACAUUUUUGCCUCUGCUUGCCGAGCCAAUGUUGGAAUAGCUCACCAUACAUUCCUUGGCUGCUGGGAUUCCUCCCAUCAGCAGGCAGACAAUACCAGGAUUUGAUGGAUGCAGACCAAUGAGCUCGGAUCAGAGAUUUCCACCCUGGACUUCACCAAAUUCUUGUUCUUGAUGAUCACUUGUAUUGAUAUACUCUAUUCUACGGCCGAUUUUGCUACCUAACUCAUUUGGCCAGCUACCCUAUAACUACCAGAGCAUGGUCCCAGGGGGGAAUAUAAGCCAGCUAUUUCGGUUUUGUUGUCACCAUCAUCAAACACUCUUAAUUUGUUUCUGUACAAAUCAGCUGCCUUGCCUUAUUUCUUCUUAUCUUGGUUUCUAUGUACCCUUAGAAUUGGUUCUUUCUAUCUAAAGACUCUACCCCAUUUUAUUGGUUCUUUCACAUUUUAAAACGAGAUUAACUUUCAUCUUUA
This is a messenger RNA of Coffea eugenioides, 2101 nucleotides long. Its product is annotated as putative protein TPRXL. The transcript is spliced from 5 exons. The coding region runs from base 288 to 1571 and encodes 427 amino acids. Lineage: Eukaryota; Viridiplantae; Streptophyta; Magnoliopsida; Gentianales; Rubiaceae. The record is from RefSeq and is a predicted model, not a curated record.